AUGGACAAUGAUCUGAAGAAGAUUGAACAUCUCAAGACCUUGGUCAUGAGUGCUGUGCAGCUCAACGACAUCAUGUUAUCUCAUGCAAUCAAGGAUACAGUUGCAGAUGUCAAUGGCACAGUUGAUGUUAUCUUAAUGGACAACAAAGCUGAGAGAGUGGCAAGGUGGCUGACCCCUUUGGAUUACAUCACCAUUCAACUGGCAAAGCUGAAAGAGCAUGUUGGUACACUGGAGAACAGUUUCUUGAGUCCUCAGAGUUUAAGAGUUGGAAGGACAGUUCUAUGGAGUCCCAUACUUUGUGGUGUCCUGGUGGUUUUGCUGGACUAUGAGGAGACAUUUAUCCAGAAGAAGACACUUGUCCUGAAUAUCUUCUGUGAUUACCAAUGUGAAUGUGUGAAUGCACAAACUGUAGAGAACAUUCUCCAUAGCCUCUUGAAACAACGAGUCCAAGCACAUGGCCUCUCUGACUUGAUUGCAUUCCUCUAUGACAAUAACACACCCCUUUUCCUCGAUAAUCUCACCAAAAUCCUUGCACAAGAGCUGAAAUCAUUUACUGUGUCUACAUUAUCCUUGAUGCCUUGGAAGAAUUUCUGGAAAAUGAUAGAGACAGAUACCUGGUUGGAUAUUCAAGCUACCGAUGAGGAUAUCAAGAUGUAUAUCAAGACCAAGCUCUCUUCUGGCCAUCUUGCUCACCACAUCAAGGGACGAGGCGAUCUGCAUGAGGAGAUACUCAGUGGAGUAACAAUGAAGGCUGAUGGCAUGUUUCUUCUGGCAGGCAUGCACAUAGACUCACUUGCUGAGAUCUCAAAUCAAAAAUCACUUCGAGAUACACUCACAAAACUACCAGGCAAUAUAUGGGAGGUAUAUGACAAUAUGCUGGAGAGGGUUAAUAGCCAAAGUGAAGACUGUCAAGAACUUGCGCAUCAUGUAUUUGGGUGGAUAGCCUUUGCCAGGCACCCUUUGACAGUGUUGGAACUGUGGUAUGCAUUGGCCAUGGAACCAGGGAUGACAACUUUAGACCUCAACAAUCUCCAUGAUGAGGACUUUUUGGGAGAUGUCUGUGCUGGGCUUGUCAUCAAGGAUGAAACCCAUAGCGAGUGGGAAGAUUUUCAGCUGAGUGGAGCUACAAUGAAGUUCAUGUAUGUUGAUAAUGCUGACAAUGACAAUGUUCUCUGCACUCUUGCUGAAAAGCAUCCAUUCCUGCACUACUCGUCUGUUCACUGGGGACACCAUGCUAGCGGACCAGUGGAACAUUCAAUAGAAGAUGAAAUCAUUGCAUUUCUCACUGAUGGUGCUGACUCAGCAAACUGCAAAAAGGUCACAAACAUCUUUCAUAAAAGAACCAUAUCCAAUGAGGUGCCUGUUCCAAUCCAGUUUGCUAUGGAUUAUGGCCUCUUACAUAUCAUGGACAUUCUCCUCCUACAUGAAAAGUACCCAUGCAAGGAACUGCUGUUGCUGACAGCUGUACAACAGGAGGAUCUUGAGAUAGUGGAGCUGCUACUGGACCAAGACAAUGUUGAUCCAAAUGCCCAGUCACCCUCAUCAAAACAGACACCCUUGUUGUAUGCUGUAGAAGAGCAGGACCAUACAUGUAUUGUGGAGAUGUUAUUGCAGUCUGGGUGGGUUGAUGUGAAUAGCAAGGGCAGGAAUGAAUGGACACCCCUUAUGAUGGCAGUCAGUCAUGGAAUCAUACCAACUGUCGAAGCCUUACUGAAACACUUGGGAAUUGAUGUUUUGGUGAGAGACAAUGAUGGUAAAGCUGCAUACACUCAUGCUUGUCACUCAGGACCAGACAGUGGUGGGAUGAUUAUGCUUUUUAAGAAAUAUGGAUGCAGCGCCAAGUUAGAUAAUUAUCAGCCUAUCUAUUUGAUGCCUGUCAACUCCCUAUAUUCCCAAUGA
Desarmillaria tabescens is the source of this 1899-nucleotide messenger RNA. RefSeq lists its product as uncharacterized. Bases 1 to 1899 code for a protein of 632 amino acids. Gene Ontology annotation, molecular function: protein binding. Lineage: Eukaryota; Fungi; Basidiomycota; Agaricomycetes; Agaricales; Physalacriaceae. The record is from RefSeq and is a predicted model, not a curated record. The transcript has 7 exons.